This is a messenger RNA of Cercospora beticola, 1049 nucleotides long. Its product is annotated as glutathione S-transferase family protein. Lineage: Eukaryota; Fungi; Ascomycota; Dothideomycetes; Mycosphaerellales; Mycosphaerellaceae. The record is from RefSeq and is a predicted model, not a curated record.
CAAAAAUCAGUGCGAUCAAUCAAGAUGGUGGCAACAGACGGCCAAGAACCUACCAUAAUACUCUACACAGGCCAGACUCCCAACGGCAUCAAGAUCAGUAUCACCCUUGAAGAACUGGGCCUUCCAUACACCGUACGCAAGGUCGACAUCGCAGCCGACGAGCAAAAGACCUCCUGGUUCGAAGCAAUCAACCCCAAUGCCAGGAUCCCUGCCAUCACAGAUGUAUUUCCAGAUGGCAAAGAAAUCCGCGUGUUCGAAAGCGGGAGUAUAAUGCAAUACCUCGUUGACCGCUACGACACAGAGCAUAAGAUAUCCUAUCCUCGCGGAAGCAGAGAAUGGACCGAGACGAACAACUGGCUGUUUUUCAUGAACGCGGGAGUGGGUCCGAUGCAAGGCCAAGCAAAUCACUUCUUUCGUUACGCGACUGAGCAUGUUCCGUAUGCGAUUGACAGGUACCAGAAUGAAACGAGACGGCUCUAUGGUGUUCUCGACAAGCAUCUUCGGGAGGCUGGGACUUCAUAUCUUGUUGGCGAUCGAUGUACCAUCGCAGAUAUUGCGCACUGGGGAUGGAUUGUAUUAUCAAGGUGGGCGCUAGGAGGGCCGCAUCAUCCUUCGUCUCCAUUAGACAAUUUCCCGGCUCUGAAGGCCUGGGAGGAGCGGAUGUAUUCUCGGCCGGCGGUGGACCGUGGGAGACAUGUGCCUGACAAGCAUCAGAGGGAGAUGUUGCGGGACCCAGCGGCGAUGGAAGCAUUUGAAGCCCGAGGCAAGGUAUUUUAUGAGAAGAUUGCAGACAAGGAGAAAAGUUGAGACUGGUUUGUCAUUUGUUAGCUACAGUGGAAGAAGCUCAGGUAAAUCGGGGUAUCUCUGGUGAAUCAAAAACAUGCUUGGAUGGACGUGACUGGUGGCACCCCCUCUGUCUUACGAUCUGUGGCGGCAUCGGGUCUCAUUGUGCAGCCGAUUGCAGCUCAUUUCGCAGCUGGACUGCAAUCUCAUCGACAGCCUUUCGUUUCGCUUCCGGGGUCUCGGCGUGGACUUCAGCAGGACGUUUG